Messenger RNA from Pochonia chlamydosporia 170, 318 nucleotides. RefSeq lists its product as hypothetical. The record is from RefSeq and is a predicted model, not a curated record. The transcript has a single exon. Lineage: Eukaryota; Fungi; Ascomycota; Sordariomycetes; Hypocreales; Clavicipitaceae. The coding region runs from base 1 to 318 and encodes 105 amino acids.
AUGGCUGGCUUCGCACACCACAAGACAUGGACCGAUUUGAUGCCAAAUUUGAAUUUCAUCACAACCAACCGUCAGUGCCGCUCUUCUGGGUCCGAGCCAUCCAGUCAGUCACCGAGUCGCCGUUUCGGUCUUUUUCUACACGCACAAACCCGAACCUUCUGCCUCUCUUCUCCCCAACUUGUGUCUUUGGGGGCCGAACGCCAUGGUCCCUACCGGGCAAUUGUGGCCGCCUUUCUGGCCAAUCCGUUGGUUCGUUCGUUUAUUAAUGCUGCCUGGGAUCAGAUGAGACAAGACGAGACAAGGCCAAGGCCCCAAUGA